CACUGGCCCUUGGAAACCCCAGAUGGUGGCACUGAGGCUCUGGACAUCCAGGCACUACCCCCCCUUGGUGGAAACAAUGAAGGGAGACACCAGACAUCUCAAUGGAGAGGAGGACGUCAGCGGGAGGGAAGACUCUCUCAUUGUCAACGGGGCCUGCAGCGACCACUCCUCCGACUCGCCCCCGAUCCUGGAGGCUAUCCGCACCCCGGAGAUCAGAGGCCGCAGAUCAAGCUCACGGCUGUCCAAAAGGGAAGUCUCCAGUCUGCUAAGUUACACUCAGGAUCUGACAGGCGAUGGUGACGGGGAAGAUGGGGAUGGCUCUGACACCCCAGUGAUGCCAAAGCUCUUCCGGGAAACCAGGACUCGGUCGGAAAGCCCCGCUGUCCGGACCCGAAACACCAACAGCACUUCCAGGCAGGAGAGGCCCAGGCCCUCCCCACGUUCCACCCGAGGCCGGCAGGGCCGCAGCCACGUGGAUGAGUACCCUGUGGAGUUCCCGGCUACCAGGUCGCUGAGGCGGAGGGCAGCAUCUUCAGUAGGCACACCUUGGCUGUCUCCUGCCAGUCCUUACCUCACCAUCGACCUCACCGAUGACACGGAUGAUGCAGUUGUGACACCUCAGAGCAGCAGUACCCCCUACUCCCGCCUAGUGCAGGAUGGUCAUCAGGAGUGCUUGGAGUCCCCCCAGGUGGAUGUAGAGAUUCGAGAUGCAGACACUGCCGAGUAUCAGGAUGGAAAGGAGUUUGGACUAGGGGACCUCGUGUGGGGAAAGAUCAAGGGCUUCUCCUGGUGGCCUGCCAUAGUGGUGUCCUGGAAAGUCACCUCCAAGCGGCAGGCCAUGCCCGGCAUGCGGUGGGUCCAGUGGUUUGGUGAUGGCAAGUUCUCUGAGGUCUCUGCAGACAAACUGGUGGCUCUGGGGUUGUUCAGUCAGCACUUCAACCUGACCUCCUUUAAUAAGCUCGUGUCCUACAGGAAGGCCAUGCACCAGGCCCUGGAGAAAGCCAGGGUGCGAGCUGGCAAGACCUUCACUGGCAGCCCUGGAGACUCAAUGGAGGACCAGCUGAAACCCUUGUUGGAGUGGGCCCAUGGGGGCUUCAAGCCCACUGGGAUCGAAGGCCUCAAACCCAACAACACGCAACCAGUGGUUAAUAAGUCGAAGGUGCGUCGUGCAGGCAAAGGGACCUUAGAAUCCAGGAAAUACGAGAACAAGACUCGAAAACGCACAGCUGAUGACUCAGCCACCGCUGACUACUGUCCCCCACCCAAGCGCCUCAAGACAAAUUGCUAUAACAAUGGCAAGGAUCGUGGGGAGGAAGAUCAGAGCCGAGAACAAAUGGCUUCCGAUGUCAUCAACAAUAAGAACAGUCUGGAAGAUAGCUGUUUGUCCUGUGGUAGGAAAAACCCUGUGUCCUUCCACCCUCUCUUUGAGGGGGGCCUCUGCCAGACAUGCCAGGAUCGGUUUCUCGAGCUGUUCUACAUGUACGACGAUGAUGGCUAUCAGUCCUACUGUACCGUGUGCUGUGAGGGCCGUGAGCUGCUUCUCUGCAGCAACACAAGCUGCUGCCGGUGCUUCUGUGUCGAGUGCCUGGAGGUUCUGGUGGGCACGGGCACCGCGGCCGAGGCCAAGCUUCAGGAGCCCUGGAGCUGCUACAUGUGUCUCCCACAGCGCUGCCAUGGUGUCCUGCGGCGCCGCAAGGACUGGACCAUGCGCCUGCAGGCCUUCUUCACCAGCGACAUGGGACAUGAAUAUGAAGUCCCCAAACUUUAUCCUGCCAUUCCCGCAGCCCGAAGGCGGCCCAUUCGAGUCCUGUCCCUGUUUGAUGGGAUUGCGACAGGGUACUUGGUCCUCAAGGAACUGGGCAUAAAGGUGGAGAAGUACGUUGCCUCGGAAGUGUGUGAGGAGUCCAUCGCUGUUGGGACUGUGAAGCAUGAGGGGAAUAUCAAGUACGUGAACGAUGUGCGGAACAUCACUAAGAAAAACAUUGAAGAGUGGGGCCCUUUUGACUUGGUUAUUGGUGGAAGUCCAUGCAACGACCUCUCCAAUGUGAACCCAGCCAGGAAAGGCCUGUAUGAGGGCACUGGGCGGCUCUUCUUUGAAUUCUAUCAUCUUCUGAAUUACUCACGCCCCAAGGAGGGUGAUGACCGGCCAUUCUUCUGGAUGUUUGAGAAUGUCGUAGCCAUGAAGGUCGGCGACAAGAGGGACAUCUCUCGAUUCCUGGAGUGUAAUCCAGUGAUGAUUGAUGCCAUCAAAGUGUCUGCUGCCCACAGGGCCCGAUAUUUUUGGGGCAACCUACCUGGGAUGAACAGGCCCGUGAUAGCAUCAAAGAAUGAUAAACUCGAGCUGCAGGACUGCUUGGAAUACAAUAGGACAGCAAAGUUAAAGAAAGUACAGACAAUAACCACCAAGUCGAACUCGAUCAGACAGGGGAAAAACCAACUUUUCCCUGUUGUCAUGAAUGGCAAAGAAGAUGUUUUGUGGUGCACUGAGCUCGAAAGGAUCUUCGGCUUUCCUGUACACUACACGGACGUGUCCAACAUGGGCCGGGGCGCCCGCCAGAAGCUGCUUGGGAGGUCCUGGAGUGUGCCUGUCAUCCGACACCUCUUCGCCCCCCUGAAGGACUACUUUGCAUGUGAAUAGUUCCACCUGGGGCUGUGGCCCCUGGGGUAGGUGGCAGAGCCAGAGCCAGGACCCAGGAGCUAUGCUAUGGUUCCUGAUUCCCCAGGCCCUGCCCUUCCUCACCUAGCUUGGCUGUGGGGCCUCCUGCGUACCUCAUUUCUUUCCUGGGCCAUGGAAGCAGAGCCAGCCACCUGACUGUUGCAGGGGGGCCCAAGGUGCCACCUCCUUGUGCACAACUCAGACUCGGCUGCUCGGGGCGGCCGAUGCGGUGCUCAUUUUUUUCUUAAAACUUAAAACUUGAAGUAGGUAGCAAGAUGGCUUUUUCCCCUCCUGGGUUUACCACUCAGAGAAACAAUGGCUAAGAUACCAAAACCACAGCGCUGACAGCUCUCCAGUACUCAGG
This is a messenger RNA of Carlito syrichta (Philippine tarsier), 3020 nucleotides long. It is a transcript of the gene DNMT3B, whose product is annotated as DNA methyltransferase 3 beta. Gene Ontology annotation, cellular component: nucleus. NCBI's taxonomy places the organism in Eukaryota, Metazoa, Chordata, Mammalia, Primates, Tarsiidae. Gene Ontology annotation, molecular function: DNA (cytosine-5-)-methyltransferase activity, acting on CpG substrates; DNA binding. The transcript has 24 exons. The coding region runs from base 23 to 2638 and encodes 871 amino acids. Gene Ontology annotation, biological process: negative regulation of transcription by RNA polymerase II. The record is from RefSeq and is a predicted model, not a curated record.